CAAGUUUCUAAGACCGCAUCCAUCACACAAAAAUGUCUGACUCUGAGGCUGCUGAUCUGUCGAGCAAAUACGUCCUUCAAACUGCUGGCUUUGACGCUCGCUUUCCGAACACCAACCAGACGCGUCAUUGUUUCCAGAAUUACACGGACUACUUUAAGUGCGUCGCCGCCAAGGGUGAAGACUUCGCACCAUGCAAACAAUUUAAGCGCGCCUACAACUCAUUGUGUCCUAAUGAAUGGGUAGCGAAGUGGGACGAGCAGAGGGAGAACGAAACAUUCCCUGCAUCACUCGAGCCUUGAUAGUCUAUGCUCUUGCACCUUUCUAUUCAAUGAUAGACUCUUGCUUCAGUGAUUUUCUGCGAACCUUUGUACGCUGCUUCUAAAUUUCCAGGCUUUGGGAACAGUUUCCACUGCCACAAUCUGUGAUUUACAGACUCCCGCUGUAAGGCAUUAUUGGCAAAUGAAAUUGAAGUUCUGAGCUUGA
Molecule: messenger RNA, 483 nt
Organism: Suillus plorans
Lineage: Eukaryota; Fungi; Basidiomycota; Agaricomycetes; Boletales; Suillaceae
Product: cytochrome c oxidase, subunit VIb
Exons: 6
Coding region: 33-299 (88 amino acids)
Cellular component (GO): respiratory chain complex IV; mitochondrion
Source: RefSeq, a predicted model, not a curated record